AUGGCCACCCUUGAAGCUCUCAAGCAGGCGCUCAGGCAAAAGGCCACGUCCCCGACCAAGCCAUUGACCGACGAACAGUACAGCGCUGGCUUUGACAUUCUCCUUCAGGGGCCCGGAUGGACGAGCUACCAAGACUUUGUUGUCCCUCAGCUGACGCGAGUGCUGACCCCUCUUUGCAGCUCGCGGGUCUGCAUCUCGGUGCUGGAAGUAGGACCUGGUCCAAAGAGCGUGCUCGGGCACCUGCCUGACGAGUUGAGACAUAAGAUCACGACCUACGCUGCACUUGAGCCCAACGUUCUGUUUGCUGCAAAGCUGGAACAAUGGCUGUGCCCCAGCUCCGAGACGGAAUCCCCGCUGCCCUGCCUACAGAGCCCGCCGGAUAUCCAUCGAAAGCCGUUUGAUUUGGACAGCCGUGAAGGGAUGGACUCGAGCAUCACAAAGCGAUUCGACGUCGUCCUCUUUUGCCACAGCAUGUACGGCAUGAGCAGGAAGCGCAAGGUAAUCGAGCGAGCGCUGGACAUGCUUGUUGUGCAACCCGAGGGCGGGGUCGUGGUGGUUUUUCAUCGAGACGGGACUCUGGGCUUCGAUGGCUUAGUGUGCCAUCAAACGGCUCCGUUCCCUACUGGCAGCGUUGGCGUGGCAGAUGACGACAAGGUGCUUGACCGUUUCGCUUCUUUUAUUGCGGGUUUUGUCAUGCAAGAUCAAGUUGCGGACGAGGCUAUUCGCGCCGAGUGGCGUAAGGUGUGCCGUGCCAUGGGUCGUCGUGAGGAAGCACGCCCAGGUCAUCUCUUGUUCAGCGCGCCCGACGUCAUGAUGGCUUUCACACAUCACGCGACAAUGCUUCAUGAGCUGGAGCAACAGGUGCCUUUGGCCAAAGGGGACAAGAAGAUCAAGAAUUGGGAGGCUCGUCUCCACCGUCCCGCGGCGGUUGUCAGACCGACGGGGAUUCCACACGUCCAGCAGUGCGUUCGGUGGGCUCUGAAGCACCGAGUUGGACUGACUGUCGUUGGAGGGGGCCACAGCGGACACUGUCUCUGGUCUCAUGUUGUUGCAGUCGACAUGGAAGCUUUUGAUCAGGUGCAUAUUCUCCCUGCUGAGGUAGAUGGGGAAAAUUGUCACUCCAGUGCCCUUGCCUUCGUCGUCGCCGAAGCAGGCUGCAAGUCGGGUGAUGUUAUCCGCAAGGCCACGGCUGUGGGCUUGACUGUGCCUCUUGGUUCCCGUCCCAGCGUGGGCGCCGGGCUGUGGCUGCAAGGGGGCCUCGGGCAUCUCGCUCGACUGUACGGGCUUUCUUGCGACGCCAUUGUCGGUGCCGUGGUGGCGGCAGUUGACUCUGCGCAAAUCCUCUGUCUCGGUUUUGUGCCGGAUCAACACUGGCCAACCUGUGCUGUGCGCCCUGAGAACGAUGCCGAGAUGUUGUGGGCCGUCAAGGGGGCCGGGACCAAUGUCGGCAUCAUCAUCAGCGUCGUUUUCGAAGCAUACGAGGCCCCGACAUACUGCGUUCGGAACUGGAUUGCUCCACUGAGCGACGGCCUUGCAGCACGGCGCAGGCUUGACGAAUUCGACAAUCUCGUCGCCAGUAAGCUCCCCCGGACUUCAUCUGCAGACGCGUACCUGUAUUAUGACGCUGGCCGCUUGCAUCUCGGCAUGACCAUGAUCGAAACUCGCACCGGGCUGGCCCCAAAUGUGUCCAUGGCGGCCACGCUCGCCGAGGCAACUCUCGGGCCAGCGUGCAGCUCCAGAGUCGUAGAUGCCGUUGGUCUGUUCGACGCUGAGCUGUACGUAUCCGUGCUGCAUGGCGGCCACGGCGGCGGCAAGACAUCGUCGUUCAAAAGGUGUCUCUUCCUGAAGCACAUCGGGUCCGCAGACGUGGCCGAGGUGUUGGUGAGAGCGGUGGAGUCGCGUCCCACGGCACUCUGCUAUCUCCAUCUGCUGCAGGGCGGCGGAGCGAUUGCCGACGUGGCCCCCGAGGCCGCGGCUUUCGGCUGUCGCGACUGGGACUUUGCCUGCGUCGUCACCGGCGUCUGGCCCCGCGACCGAGACGGAACCGACGACGCUCGAGCUGCCGUGCGGUGGGUGUACGACGUCGCCCGGGAUCUGCUGCCCCUGAGCAGCGGAGCCUACGGCGCGGACCUCGGACCGGACCCCCGAGACGCAGCCCUGGCGACCAGGGCUUUUGGACCGAACCGGCCGCGCUUGGCCCGUCUUAAACGCGGCACAGACCCAUGCGGCUUGCUGGCGUAUGGCUGUCCGCUGCCGCAGGCGCCGAUGGAUCCCAAGCUGAUCAUCCUUGUCACGGGCGACAGCGGCGCCGGCAAGGACUACUGCGCCGACGUCUGGGCUUCCGUACUCAACAACAGCGCCCCUGUGACCGUGAGGGCGCGGGUCGUCAGUAUCAGCGCCGCGACCAAGCGAGAAUAUGCGGCGGCCACGGGCGCUGACUUGAAAGCCCUGCUGCAGGACCGGGCCUACAAGGAGCAACACCGGCCAGCGUUGACGGCCUUCUUCCAGAGUCAAGUGCGGCGACGGCCUCGGCUGCCGGAGGAGCAUUUCCUGGGCGUGGUGCACGGCGCCGCGGACACGGACGUGCUGCUGAUCACCGGCAUGAGAGACGAGGCCCCGGUGGCGGCCCUAUCGCACCUGGUGCCGGAUAGCAGAGUGGUCGAGAUUCGUGUCAAUGCCAGCGACGAGAUCCUACGGGUCCGUCGGGGGCGCCAAAGCGAUGCUGGAGACCGAGGCCGGGACAAUGUUUGUGGCACGCCAAACUCGGCAAUCCUUGACUGGUGUCCAAGCUUUAGCUUCAACAACGACAGGGACGGGACCGAGGUGGCAGAGCAGUUUGCUCAACGGUGCCUUGUCCCCUUCCUCCACAAAGACCUGCAACGACUGGCCAGCAUGGUCCGCUCAGUGCCCGACUUUCCACGUCCGGGCAUCGAGUUCCGCCAUGUCCUCGGCAUCUGCCGGCAGCCAGGAGGGUUGGCUCUGUGCACGAAGCUGUUGCAGAGCCAGUUUGGAGAUGGCUGGACCAAAACUGAUGCGGUGGUUUGUUGCGAGGCCGGAGGCUUUGUCUUUGCGUCGCCGCUUGCUGAACGGGUCGGUGUGCCCUUGGUGUUGGUUCGAGAGGCCGGCAAGCUCCCGCCGCCCACCGUCUCCGUCGUCAAGCCGACGUCGCAUGUUUCGCGGCCUGAGUCCGGCGUAUCCAGAGAGAAGAGGAUCGAGAUGGAGCGGGAUGCCGUCCCAAGAGGCGCGUCAGUGGUGGUAGUGGACGAUGUUCUGGCCACGGGGGAGACGCUCUGCGCCGUCUUGCAGCUGCUGGGCGAGGCUGGCGUCGGUGUUGAGCAGAUAGGCGUCUUGGUUGUAGGAGAGUUUCCUGUCCAUCGUGGCCGGCAGCUGCUGCGUCGUCGUGGCUUUGGAAGAGUCAAUGUCCGGAGCCUCGUCGUCUUUGGAGGUGUUUGA
Trichoderma reesei QM6a is the source of this 3453-nucleotide messenger RNA. RefSeq lists its product as uncharacterized. Gene Ontology annotation, biological process: cholesterol biosynthetic process. The record is from RefSeq and is a predicted model, not a curated record. Bases 1 to 3453 code for a protein of 1150 amino acids. The transcript has a single exon. Gene Ontology annotation, molecular function: phosphomevalonate kinase activity; FAD binding. Lineage: Eukaryota; Fungi; Ascomycota; Sordariomycetes; Hypocreales; Hypocreaceae. Gene Ontology annotation, cellular component: cytoplasm.